Saccostrea cuccullata (small rock oyster) is the source of this 680-nucleotide messenger RNA. RefSeq names its product ryncolin-1-like. The transcript has 5 exons. Lineage: Eukaryota; Metazoa; Mollusca; Bivalvia; Ostreida; Ostreidae. The record is from RefSeq and is a predicted model, not a curated record. The annotation marks the transcript as partial.
GCUUCUUAGCUUUAUCUAAAGCUACCAUUAUUUCUAAGAAAUAUGCAGCGAAUCUUGAAUUUAAUGAUAAGAAGUCAAACAAUGACAUUUUAGGGGAACAUGAUGCUAAAUCGUUGACUGAGUGCGCCGCAAUGUGUCAAAGGGAGUGUGUGUUUUUUGGUUUUAAUCCUAAACUGAAGAAGUGCCGUACCCACAAGAAAAGUCUAACGUCUGGUACGUCUGAGGAGGCCGGCUGGAGAUACUACUCAGAUAACGAUUUUUCUAGCAUGCCCAAAGAUUGCAAAGAUCUUCGAGAAAAUGGACAAACCAUCACAGGGGUGUAUGACAUAUACCCCUACAGAACAUUAACCAUUCCAAUAACUGUCUACUGCGACAUGACCACGAUGGACGGUGGAUGGACGGCAAUUCGGAAACGCGUAGACGGGUCCGUGAGAUUUAACAGGACCAGGACGGAAUAUAAAAAUGGCUUUGGUUCACCAGAACAGAAUGUCUGGAUUGGGAAUGACAUAAUCCAUAAAUUAACGAAAGAAAACACCUCAUCCCUGUAUGUAACCAUCACUCUCCAGAGUGGUACAACGCUGUAUGAACUGUACGAUCGAUUUUCUGUCUCUGACGAAGCAGGGAAAUAUCAACUCUUUCUUGCAGGACCUGCCGAGGGAACUUUAGCUUGGGUUUCCUGA